Molecule: messenger RNA, 4479 nt
Organism: Lampris incognitus (smalleye Pacific opah)
Lineage: Eukaryota; Metazoa; Chordata; Actinopteri; Lampriformes; Lampridae
Gene: mbtps1
Product: membrane-bound transcription factor peptidase, site 1
Exons: 23
Coding region: 438-3698 (1086 amino acids)
Biological process (GO): proteolysis
Cellular component (GO): Golgi apparatus
Molecular function (GO): serine-type endopeptidase activity
Source: RefSeq, a predicted model, not a curated record
CUUUGUUCGAUUACUAUUAAAGUAAAUGAAUAGCGGUAAGUGAAAGCUGCAUACGCGGAUGGUAAAAGACUCAGACGGACACACGUUUACCGUGAGGAGUUAUUAAACGGAGGAAUUAAACUGGAAAACAUCUGUGCUGGAUCUCUGGAUUGAGCCCUCCAUCUUUGCCUGAUUUCUGCCUCUAUCAGUUGCCCUCGCUGGUUUUUAACAUGGCAACUAUGAUGGCACUCUGGCAGCACCAUUGAUCUCCACCCUGGAUAACAAACAUGGAGAGAAAACGCAGAAAGAAAUGAAUCAAGCUGCUCAGGCCAUAUGCAAUGUGGACUCACUCUUUGAGCUCUGGACCUGAACUGCUCCGUCCCAACCCCUGACCUUUCUCCCACCUUAAGCUCCUUGUUAUUCAUGUAAAACAGCUCCCCCUGGAGAUUGGGAGGCCCAUGCCUUAUCCUAUGGCGUGUGCUGCUGCUGACCGCAGAAUGUCUCUGCUUCUUGCGUGGAUGUCACUGCUGGGGCUGAUGGUCGGCUACUUGCCUGUGGUGGGGAUGGAGCCAAGGGGAGGCGUUAAACAAUCCUCUGAGCACACCGCCAGCCCAAUGCCCCCCUCCCCAUCCUCUGGCUCCAACUGCUCCCAGCUUACCGUCAAGCUUGAGUUCUCCUCCAAGGUGGUGGAACAUGAAUACAUUGUAGCGUUUACAGGGUACUUCUCGGCCAAAGCCCGCCACCUAUACAUCAGCAGUGCCUUGCGGAACGCCAGAAGCGAAGCUUUGGACUGGCACAUUGUUCCCAGGGAAAACCCAGCCUCUGACUUUCCAAGCGACUUUGAGCUGGUCCACAUACGCCGAGCCUCGCCGAGCAACCUCCUGACCUUAGAGGACCACCCUUACAUCAAGAGGGUUACGCCACAACGCAAAGUGUUCCGCACGCUCAAGUACAUUCCCUCACCUGAACCUGCCGCACCCUGCAACACCACCCGCUGGACACAAAAGUGGCAAUCUUGGCAGUCGUCCCGCCCACUUCGUCGUACCAGCCUGUCCCUGGGCUCGGGAUUCUGGCAUGCCACAGGUCGCCACUCUAGCCGCCGUCUCCUCCGGGCCAUCCCCCGCCAUGUCGCUCAGAUCCUGCAGGCUGAUGUACUUUGGCAGAUGGGACACACUGGCUCUGGCGUGAAGGUAGCGGUGUUUGACACAGGCCUCAGUGAAAAGCACCCUCAUUUUAAGAAUGUAAAGGAAAGGACCAACUGGACCAAUGAGAAGACUCUUGAUGAUGGCCUGGGUCAUGGUACCUUUGUGGCAGGAGUGAUAGCCAGUAUGAGAGAGUGUCAAGGCUUUGCUCCUGAUUCUGAGCUUCACAUCUUUCGAGUUUUCACCAACAACCAGGUGUCAUAUACCUCGUGGUUUCUGGAUGCUUUCAACUAUGCCAUCCUGAAGAAGAUUGAUGUACUCAACCUCAGCAUUGGUGGGCCUGACUUCAUGGACCACCCCUUCGUUGAUAAGGUGUGGGAGCUCACCGCUAACAGAGUGAUCAUGGUCUCGGCUAUUGGUAACGACGGGCCUCUGUAUGGCACCCUCAACAACCCAGCAGACCAGAUGGAUGUUAUUGGGGUAGGAGGGAUUGACUUUGAAGACAACAUUGCCAGGUUUUCCUCUAGAGGCAUGACUACCUGGGAACUACCAGGGGGUUAUGGAAGGGUGAAGCCUGACAUUGUUACUUACGGUUCAGGGGUGAGAGGCUCUGGAAUGAAGGAGGGAUGUCGCUCCCUGUCUGGCACCAGCGUGGCUUCACCUGUGGUCGCCGGUGCUGUCACACUCCUGGCCAGCACCGUUCUCAACCGUGAGCUGGUGAACCCCGCGUCUAUGAAACAGGCCCUGAUUGCAUCGGCUCGCAGGCUGCCAGGGGUGAACAUGUUUGAGCAGGGCCACGGUAAACUCGACCUGAUUAGAGCUUACCAGAUCCUCAACAGCUACAGACCUCAAGCCAGUCUCUCUCCAAGCUACAUUGACCUGACAGAGUGUCCCUACAUGUGGCCUUACUGCUCUCAGCCCAUCUACUACGGUGGAAUGCCCACUAUUGUCAAUGUGACCAUUCUCAAUGGCAUGGGCGUCACUGGCAGGAUUGUUGACAAGCCUAUCUGGCAGCCCUACCUGCCCCAGAAUGGGGACCACAUUGAUGUGGCCAUGUCCUAUUCACCAGUGCUGUGGCCUUGGGCUGGGUACCUGGCUGUCUCCAUCUCCGUGGCAAAGAAAGCAGCAUCAUGGGAAGGCAUCGCUCAGGGUCAUGUGAUGGUGACUGUGGCAUCACCUGCCGAGAAUGACUCUGAAGUAGGAGGGGAGCUGACCUCCACAGUAAAACUCCCCAUCAAGGUGAAGAUUGUGCCAACUCCUCCACGCAGCAAAAGAGUUCUGUGGGACCAGUACCACAACCUGCGCUACCCGCCGGGCUACUUCCCACGAGACAAUCUCCGCAUGAAGAAUGACCCACUGGACUGGAAUGGGGACCACAUCCACACCAACUUCAGGGACAUGUACCAGCACCUGAGGAGUAUGGGAUACUUUGUUGAGGUGCUUGGAGCCCCCAUCACCUGCUUUGAUGCCAGCCAGUAUGGCACACUGCUAAUGGUGGACAGCGAGGAGGAGUAUUUUCCUGAGGAGAUCACCAAGCUGAGGAGAGACAUCGACAAUGGCCUGUCACUCAUCAUCUUCAGUGACUGGUACAACACCUCCGUCAUGAGGAAGGUCAAGUUCUAUGAUGAAAACACCAGGCAAUGGUGGAUGCCGGACACAGGGGGCGCUAACAUACCAGCUCUGAAUGAUUUAAUAUCAGUAUGGGGAAUGGCCUUCAGUGACGGACUCUAUGAGGGAGACUUCACCAUGGCUGAUCAUGACAUGUAUUAUGCCUCAGGCUGUAGUAUCGCCCGUUUCCCAGAAGAUGGAAUAGUGAUCGCCAAGAACCUGAAAGACCAAGGUCUGGAGGUGUUAAAGCAGGAAACAGCAGUGGUGGAGGGUGUCCCUAUCCUUGGACUGUACCAGACGCCCUCUGAUGGGGGUGGCCGUAUCGCUUUGUAUGGAGACUCCAACUGUAUAGAUGACAGUCAUAGGCAGAAAGAUUGCUUCUGGCUGCUUGAUGCUCUCCUUCAGUAUACUUCAUACAGUAUGACUCCUCCCAGCCUCAGCCACUCUCACAGCAGAGUAGCGCCACCUACUGGCACCGAACGCCCACUGCCACAAAGACUAGAUGGCAAUCACCUGUACCGCUACUCCAAGGUUCUGGAGGCACACCUGGGAGACCCUAAACCCCGCCCCCUACCUGCCUGCCCUCACCUGUCCUGGGCCAAGCCCCAGCCCCUCAAUGAGACCGCUCCUAGUAACUUGUGGAAGCACCAGAAGCUGCUGUCAGUGGAUCUGGACAAGGUGGCUCUGCCCAACGUGAGACUGUACCGUCCCCAGGUCAGACCUCUGUCUCCUGGGGAGAGUGGGGCAUGGGACAUCCCUGGAGGGAUAAUGCCGGGCCGCUACAACCAGGAAGUGGGCCAGACUAUCCCAGUUUUUGCCUUCCUAGGGGCGAUGGUUGUCUUGUCCUUCUUCGUGGUCCAGCUCACAAAGGCCAAGAGCAAACCCAAGCGCAGGAAACCCCGCGUCAAACGGCCCACCUACCUCCAGCAGCAACAGCAGCAGACAACAGGGAAGAACCCUACCGUCUGACCGGACUGGACUGUAACUUAUUGUUGGUGGGCUCUGGCUUGGGUUUACCCUUAAAUAAGAGACUGGCCACACCUGAAGACAGAAGAGUGGAGUUGCAGGAUGAAUGGAGUGGAAUCUACUGAAAUGCCGGAGCAAACUUUUCGCUCUAGGACUUUAUUCCGAACUCUGAACAAUUAAAUCUCAACCCCAGCCUUCCAGACGUGAGCUCUGGGAUGCCCAAACGGUUUCUGUGCCUCUUUAGUUGAGCGUAGGUGUGUGUGUACUAAAACAAAAGUUUAAAAGACAGUGUUAUGAAUCACACACCCGAUGCUAAAAACGCCAGUUCCAGAUGGGCAUGUUGUCUACGCUCAUCCCCUCCUAAAGAGCUUCUUUCAUUCCUCUGACCAAACUGUUUUCUUUAUGACUGAAAUGUGUUUUAUUUAUUGAAUAUGUUUGUGCCCUAAACCACACUCGUAUACAUGUAAAUGUAUGCGCUACACAAACACACGCACAACAAAAUACAUUUUACACAUGAUGCCACUCUCUCUCUCACACACACACACACACACACACACGCAUUAACAACCUGAGGUCCGUUCAUGUUGUCCUGAAUUCUCCUGUCAUGUGUUCUGCAUUACGUGUCCAUGUUAAUUGCUUCAAUUAAUGUUUCUUCCUGUUUUUAUAUUUUAUAUAAUGAAUGAACCUUGGUCUGGCUUUCUGUGGUUAUCCUCCAUGGUUUAAUGGUCAACAAAGUAGCAUCGACAAACUGUUUGUGUAUCAUCAAUGAAUAAAAAAAAGCAUC